Hyaena hyaena (striped hyena) is the source of this 2727-nucleotide messenger RNA. It is a transcript of the gene PRR16, whose product is annotated as proline rich 16. The transcript has 6 exons. Gene Ontology annotation, biological process: positive regulation of translation; positive regulation of cell size. NCBI's taxonomy places the organism in Eukaryota, Metazoa, Chordata, Mammalia, Carnivora, Hyaenidae. The coding region runs from base 435 to 1349 and encodes 304 amino acids. The record is from RefSeq and is a predicted model, not a curated record.
GAAGAUCUAAGAAGAUCUUAUCGUUGGAUGAACUAUUUUCAAAUAUGUCCUCUUAGGAGCCUGUGGUCUCUGCCUGCUCGGAUCCCAGUUAACAAGAAGGCCUGCCCACCAGGUGUUGCUAACUGCUCGUUGUCUUUUUCUUGGGACCAGGCUACAGCCCAGGCCCAGAAUUCUUACCGAUUCUUCUCCUGAUCUUUCUUCAUUCAUGUAGCAGCGUUUGGCAAAGGAGUGAGUCGAUUGGAGGGCAACAGAAACCAACUCUGGACAAAUAGCUGAGGUACAGAAUAGAAAUCAAAGGAAUAACAGAGGAGCUGAGACCAACAGGAGGAUUGAAUGAGGACCUCACAAGAAGAACAUGUGGAUUUUCUUUUUAGACAUGGGUGUCCUUCUCCACCACGCUACUCCUCAAUCCCCCAGUGAAAACUGUUUUGAGAAUGUCAGCCAAGUCCAAGGGGACCCCCUCCUCGCCCUGUCCAGCCGAGGGACCGCCGGCAGCCUCCAAAACCAAGGUGAAGGAACAGAUCAAGAUCAUCGUGGAGGAUCUGGAAUUAGUCCUGGGCGACCUGAAGGACGUGGCCAAGGAACUUAAGGAGGUGGUUGACCAGAUUGACACCCUGACCUCUGACCUACAGCUGGAGGAUGAGAUGACCGACAGCUCCAAGACGGACACCCUGAACAGUAGCUCCAGCGGCACCACCGCCUCGAGCAUCGAGAAGAUCAAAGUGCAGGCCAACGCCCCUCUCAUUAAACCCCCCGCACACCCGUCCGCCAUCCUCACCGUCCUGAGAAAGCCAAACCCUCCGCCGCCUCCCCCACGGUUGACACCUGUGAAGUGUGACGACCCCCAAAGAGUGGUGCCAGCCGCCAACCCCGUGAAGACCAAUGGAACCCUUCUGCGAAACGGAGGCUUGCCAGGCGCACCGAACAAGAUUCCCAACGGAGACAUCUACUGCGUCCCCACCGGUACCUUGGACAAGGCUUCAGCGCAGCCUCUGAUGCACAGACCUGAAAAAGACAGGUGUCCCCAGGCAGGACCUCGGGAACGAGUUCGGUUUAAUGAAAAAGUGCAGUACCAUGGCUACUGUCCCGACUGUGACACCCGGUAUCACAUAAAAAACAGGGAGGUCCACCUACACAGCGAACCUGUCCACCCACCGGGAAAGCUUCCUCACCCAGGCCCCCCUCUCCCUCCUCCACCCCAUCUCCCUUCUUUUCCCCUAGAAAAUGGGGGACUGGGAAUAAGCCACAGCCACAGCUUCCCCCCUCUCAGACCUGCAACUGUGCCUCCUCCCACUGCACCAAAACCACAGAAGACGAUCUUGAGGAAAUCAACCACUACAACAGUGUGAUGUAUGCCAUUUCAAAAAGUUUUUGUUUUUUUUUUUAUUUCUAUAUUAUAAACAUAAAAUAAUAAGUAAUGAGCACUUUCUACUCAAGCAAUAAAAAGCCCAAAUAUAUUAAUUCUGCAUUCAGCAAAGUGGCAUAAAAACCACCUGGUAAGUAUGCAGUAUGUUGUUUCUCUCCCACGCAUACGUUAUUUAAAAAGUUGCAUCAUCAGAAACCAACAGAACCAAGCAAAAGCUGAAUGUAUUGUGUUUGUUUUGUUGUUGUUUUUUUAACUGACUGCUGAUAAACAGUGACCUGCAGAUUUCAAACAGUUCAAUUUACUAUAAGUGAUGGAAUUAGAUUCAUUUUAUUCAGGCCUAACUCACCUAUGCAUUAAAAACAUGUCAUUCUCCUCCCUUUGACCCAAUGCUUUUUAGGAAGAAAUUUUAAUACUGAAGGACUAUUUUGUUAUUUUUUUCUAAAGAUGUUUGUCACUAGUUUUACAUUAUUAAAUGCCAAGAACGAUACCAAAAAGUUUAUUUUCUAUACUAUACAAUGAUGAUUAUCUGUUCAGCUUUCUAUGUAAUGGAAGAUUCUGUCUGUGGAAAUAUCACGUGUCAGUCAAUAAACAAUAGUACAUAAUGGCAAAAGCAAAUGUUCCUCAGAAUUAACAUGCAGAAGUGGUUCAUUUCAUCCCAUGUUAGUAUUCACCGAAAUGGGUCGCUCUCCUGACAGAGUUUGGAGAAGAUUACGAUGAGCAUAUGCCAGAAUUUUCUAAAUUAAAUAUCAUAAUCAGGUCAUAAAUCGUACCUUACUCAUUUUCAUAUCAUGUAUUGUGGUCUCCCCCAGACUGUAUAUUGAAAGUCUCAUUGAUCCAAUACAUGGCCAAGCCCUUUAGACCCUCCUCACACUGAGCAUUCCUCUAGGACACACCAUGAGCCAGUAUGUUGAAGCAGUGGGUUGAUUUGCCUCCUGCAUCAGCAAGCUCUUUGUCUCCCCAAGGAAAUCCCUAGUUAUAAGAGAAUUACAGCAGAAAAUAAAGAUGCUUCUGGAAUAGGAUGUUUUUAGUGCCAGCGUUAACACUGUUUCCCCUCAGAGUUGAAAUAGAAGGAAGAGAAGAAAUCCUUUCCUCAUAACAUCUUAAAAAAGAUCCCUCUUAAGUCUAACUUGCCAACUUACAUCACUUACCCACCCAUGGACCAAGUUAACUUCCCAACUACUGUGAUUUGGACUGAUCUGAUACCUUGUGAACUAGAAAUGAGUUUAUCUGUCCUAGAAUUAUGAAAACAGGUGCAUGCCUGAACAAAAGUUGUCCAUGAAGUGGCAAGAGUAGAGGGAGUCAUCUUUGGUGGAAAUUGGUUUAUUGUGCAGCUUAAUAAAGAAUGCUAUACUCUUUUAGAC